CUCUUCUUGAUUCUUAUAUAUAAUAGAACCAAAUCUUUGACCAAAUAAAAGAAGAACCAAACCAAAAAGACUUUGAGAGAUUUAUAAUCACUUUUUUUUUGCUGUUUUGUUCUGAAGCUAAAUUUGAGAUGGAAGUAGGCAAGAGAAGGGAGAUGUUACAGAGGAAGUCGUCGAUAGAUACAGAGCCCAUGACAUUGAAUCUCGAUCAAAUAGAGAAUGCUCGAGAGGAAGCAAUGUGUGUGAUCAGAACCAAGACGUUUGAGGAAGCUAUGGAUAUUUUCACAAAGGAGACGCGAGAGGGCUCAAGGGCUGAGGAAAGAGGAGAUAGAUGCUUAGACUCAAAAGAGGAUCAUGAUGAUGAAGACGAAAGUUUAGUUUUUCUUAGUCCUUGUGGUUGGGACAUUGCUUCAGCUCCUUUCUAAUUUGAAGCUCCUUUUUUUGUCCUCCUUUUCAGUUUGCCUUUACUCCUUCAAUACUUCUUGUCAUUUUUUUGAAUGCUUAAGGAUACUUUAGAUGUUGAAUAUACUGUAUACUUUACAAUCUUCGUCUGUUAUAUGGGGAAAAAAAAUCAUUUUAAUCACAAUCGUUGCUUUUGAAAUAUUUGUAAAACACGUUUCGU
Thlaspi arvense is the source of this 619-nucleotide messenger RNA. The record is from the annotation of a GenBank genome assembly. NCBI's taxonomy places the organism in Eukaryota, Viridiplantae, Streptophyta, Magnoliopsida, Brassicales, Brassicaceae.